Messenger RNA from Colletotrichum graminicola M1.001, 1026 nucleotides. Its product is annotated as NAD dependent epimerase/dehydratase. The record is from RefSeq and is a predicted model, not a curated record. The transcript is spliced from 2 exons. Gene Ontology annotation, molecular function: oxidoreductase activity, acting on the CH-OH group of donors, NAD or NADP as acceptor. The coding region runs from base 1 to 1026 and encodes 341 amino acids. Lineage: Eukaryota; Fungi; Ascomycota; Sordariomycetes; Glomerellales; Glomerellaceae.
AUGACCAAGAUUUUGCUCACCGGCGGCUCCGGCUUCAUCGCCGCCCACAUCCUGGAACAGCUCCUCGCGCGCGGCCACUCGGUCGUGACGACCGUCCGCUCCGAGGACAAGGCCCAGAAGAUCCGCGACGCGCACAAGGACCUCGACGCCUCGCGCCUUUCCGUCGCCAUCGUGCCCGACAUUGCGCGCGAGGACGCCUUUGACGAGGUCGUCAAGACGCCCGGCCUCGAGGCGGUGCUGCACACGGCCAGCCCUUUCCACUUCAAGUGGACCGACGCCCAGAAGGAGCUCCUCGACCCGGCCGUCAUCGGCACCACGGCCAUCCUGAGGGCCCUCAAGAGGGACGCCCCGGGCGUGCGGCGCGUCGUCGUGACGUCGUCCUUCGCCUCCGUCAUCGACGAGGCCAAGCUCGAGGACCCCGCCACCGUCUUCACCGAGAAGCACUGGAACCCCGUCACCGCCGAGGACGUCGGCCGGAGCCCCGCCACGGCCUACCGCGCCUCCAAGAAGCUGGCCGAGCGCGCCGCCUGGGACUUUGUCGAGAAGGAGCGCCCCGCCUUCGACCUCGUGACGCUGACGCCGCCGCUGGUGCUGGGCCCCGUCGUGCACCACUUCGCCGACCUGGCCAGCAUCAACACGUCCAACGAGCGGGUCGUGGACCUGGUCCAGGGCAAGUGGCGGGACGCCGUCGCCCCCACGGGCGCCGCCUACCUGUGGAUCGACGUGCGCGACCUCGCCACGGCGCCCAUCCUGGCCCUCGAGAAGCCCGAGGCCACCGGCCGCCGGCUGUUCACCACCGCCGGCUGGUUCAGCAACGCCGAGAUCGCCGCCGUCGUGCGCAAGAACUUCCCCGAGCUGGCGGACCGGCUGCCGGCCGAGGGCACCAAGGGCGGCGAGCGGCCGCCGAAGGACAAGCUGCACGGGUACGACGACAGCGAGACGGCCAAGAUACUGGGCAUCAAGUGGCGGACCCUGGACGAGAGCAUCACGGACCUGGUCAAGGACAUCAAGGCUUUCGGUAUCUAG